AGCUUCUGCUGGCCCGAAUGCUAAGAUCAGAGCGGGUACUCUUCCAACUUGCCAACAGAUGCUGACGCGCCAUCACGGAGUGGCACGCCUUGUUUCUUAUUCUCUUUUGUAAUCCCUCUGGAAGUAUUUCCGGCUUUUUGUUCCCAAUCCAUAAGUUUCCCUUCGUACACGUUUUUCCUCAGCCUGCAGCUCGACACCUUUUUCAACUCUCUUUGCGUAAAACGUCUCGCCAUAACCACACCAAGAGCAGCAUGUCGGAAAUAUUCAUCAACCACAUCACCAGGUGGCUUUUCAGCUCCCCGCCGGCCGAGUGGGCGAUCAACCAAUUUCGCGAACUCCUCAUUGGCGCCCUCAAGCAGGGCCCAGUCCCUCAACAUGUCGCAUUCGAGAUGGACGGCAACAGGCGCUAUGCUCGCGGCAAGAAGAUGGAGACGAUAGAGGGCCACCACCACGGAUUCGAGGCUCUGGCAAGGGUUCUCGAGAUCUGCUACAAAUGCGGCGUCAAGGUCGUGACUGUGUACGCUUUCAGUAUAGAAAACUUCAACCGCCCGCAAUACGAGGUCGAUGGGCUUAUGCAGCUGGCCAAGGUGAAGCUUGAGCAGUUGACAAAACACGGAGACAUCUUGGAUCGCUACGGUGCGGCGGUUCGCGUCCUCGGUCAGAGAGACCUGAUCCGCAAGGAUGUCCUCGAGGUUGUUGACCGGGCGGUCGAUAUGACCAAGUACAACAAGCGCAACGUACUGAACAUCUGCUUCCCGUACACGGCCAGAGAGGAAAUGACGACGGCCAUGCGAUCCACCGUGCAGGAGUAUAUGAUGCCCCCUGGCCCCAAGUUCACCCCAUUCCCGGCUGCUCGCAUCUCGCAAAAGAUCAUGUCGAAGCAGUUGGACCGUCGGGAACCUCUCCCCACCAUCCGUGACACAUCGCCCGCUCCCUCUUCGCGAUCAGACGGCGAUGAUGGUGCGUCGUCGUCGACUACUCUUCCACCCGACUCACCGUCACCGCCGAGCCAUCGUUCCGGUUCUGCAGGCGGCCACCAUCUGAAAAAUCCCGAGACCAUCACAGCCGAGACGCUGAACAAUCACAUGUACACUGCCGGAAACCCGCCGUUGGACAUCUUCGUUAGGACUAGUGGCGUGGAGAGACUCAGCGACUUCAUGCUAUGGCAGUGUCACCAGGACACUCACAUCUUCUUUCUCAAGUGCCUCUGGCCCGACUUCGAUCUGCAGCACUUCCUCCCGGUGCUCUUGGAGUGGCAGUGGAGGCAGAAAAAGCAGAUUGAGACCGAGGAGCGCCCGAGACAAGCGACCAUCAAGGCGCGGAAGCUCGCUUGAAGCUUUCUAGGUCGGGCGUACGGUCGGGUUUGUUUUCGUGGGCAGGCGUUUGAUUCUUUCGUGGAAAUGUUUGGCAUAAAAGCUGACCUAAGUCUUGUCUGCCCGUGCUGCUGUCGUGGGGUGGAUGAGGCCAGAAUUGAUACCACAAGAGAGUGUGUUUGUACCCCUAUUGAUAUCCAUCCAGUUCGAGCUGAUGUAGAAAUUACCUUGUCAAAAGAGAAUUGCAAGGUAAAGUUGCUUUGAAUUGAUUUUAGUCAACUGCAGAAUUCAUCU
Molecule: messenger RNA, 1607 nt
Organism: Colletotrichum destructivum
Lineage: Eukaryota; Fungi; Ascomycota; Sordariomycetes; Glomerellales; Glomerellaceae
Product: Putative decaprenyl diphosphate synthase, di-trans-poly-cis-decaprenylcistransferase
Exons: 3
Coding region: 252-1334 (360 amino acids)
Cellular component (GO): membrane; endoplasmic reticulum; lipid droplet
Molecular function (GO): ditrans,polycis-polyprenyl diphosphate synthase [(2E,6E)-farnesyl diphosphate specific] activity
Source: RefSeq, a predicted model, not a curated record